Messenger RNA from Haliotis rufescens (red abalone), 7413 nucleotides. RefSeq lists its product as uncharacterized. Bases 2970 to 4433 code for a protein of 487 amino acids. Gene Ontology annotation, molecular function: protein binding. The transcript has 2 exons. The record is from RefSeq and is a predicted model, not a curated record. NCBI's taxonomy places the organism in Eukaryota, Metazoa, Mollusca, Gastropoda, Lepetellida, Haliotidae.
GUACUGAAUGUAAUCUGAGUGGGCAAUGUGCAGGUACUGAAUGUAAUCUGAGUGGGCAAUGUGCAGGUACUGAAUGUAAUCUGUGUGGGCAAUGUGCAGGUACUGAAUGUAAUCUGAGUGAGCAAUGUGCAGGCACCGAAUGUAAUCUGUGUGGGCAAUGUGCAGGUGCUGAAUGUAUUCUGAGUGGGCAAUGUGGAGGUACUGAGUGGGAACCAUGCGGCUACUGUGCAGAUGUUAGUGGAUAUUAAGAUGCUAGUAAGGAGGUAUUAUGUGGGCAGCGAGUGGGUAUAAGUUGGUAGUGAGUGGGUAUUAGGUGGGCAGUGAGUGGGUACUGUAAGUGAGUAGUGAGCAUGGUGAGUGGGUAUUUGGCAGGCAGUGAGUGGGUAUUAGGUUGGCAGUGAGUGGGUAUUAGGUGGGCUGUGAGUGGGUAUUAGGUGGGCAGUGAGCAGGUAUUUGGCGGGCAGUGAGCGGGUAUUAUGUGGUCAGUGAGCGGGUAUUAGGUGGGCACUGAGUGGGUAUUAGGUGGGCAUUGAGUGGGUAUUAGGUUGGCAGUGAGUGGGUAUUAGGUAGGCAGUGAGUGGGUAUUAGGUGGGCAGUGAGUGGGUAUUAGGUUGGCCGUGAGCGGGUAUUAGGUGGGCAGUGAGUGGGUAUUAGGUAGGCAGUGAGUGGGUAUUAGGUGGGCAGUGAGUGGGUAUUAGGUGGGUAGUGAGUGGGUAUUAUGUGUGCAGUGAGUGGGUAUUAGGUGGGCAGUGAGCGGGUAUUAGGUGGGCAGUGAGCGGGUAUUAGGUUGGUAGUGAGUGGGUAUUAGGUGGGUAGUGAGCGGGUAUUAGAUGGGCAGUGACUGGGUAUUAGGUGGGUAGUGAGUGGUUAUUAGGUGGGCAGUGAGCGGGUAUUAGGUGGUCAGUAAGCGCGUAUUAGGCGGGCAGUGAGCGGGUACUGUAAGUGAGUAGUGAGCGGGUAUUAGGUGGGUAGUGACUGGGCAUUAGGUGGGUAGUGAGCGGGUAUUAGGUGGGUAGUGAGCGGGUAUUAGGUGGGUAGUGAGCGGGUAUUAGGUGGGUAGUGAGCGGGUAUUAGGUGGGCAGUGAGCGGGUAAUAGAUGGGCAGUGACUGGGUAUUAGGUGGGUAGUGAGUGGGUAUUAGGUGGGUAGUGAGCGGGUAUUAGGUGGUCAGUAAGCGCGUAUUAGGCGGGCAGUGAGCGGGUACUGUAAGUGAGUAGUGAGCGGGUAUUAGGUGGGUAGUGAGCGGGUAUUAUAUGGUCAGUAAGCACGUUUUAGGCGGGGAGUGACUGGGUAUUAGGUGGGCAGUGAGUGGGUAUUAGGAUGGCAGUGAGUGGGUAUUAGGUGGGUAGUGAGCGCGUAUAAGGUGGGCAGUGAGUGGGUAUUAGGUGGGCAGUGAGUGGGUAUUAGGAUGGCAGUGAGUGGGUAUUAGGUGGGCUGUGAGUGGGUAUUAGGUGGGUAGGGAGUGGGUACUGUAAGUGAGUAGUGAGUGGGUAUUUGCGGGCAGUGAGUGGGUAUUAGGAUGGCAGUGAGUGGGUAUUAGGUGGGCAGUGAGUGGGUAUUAGGUGGGCUGUGAGUGGGUAUUAGGUGGGCAGUGAGUGGGUACUGUAAGUGAGUAGUGAGUGGGUAUUUGGCGGGAAGUGAGUGGGUAUUAGGUUGGCAGUGAGUGGGUAUUAGGUGGGCAGUGAGUGGGUCCUGUAAGUGAGUAGUGAGUGGGUAUUUGGCGGGCAGUGAGUGGGUAUUAGGUUGGCAGUGAGUGGGUAUUUGGCGGGUAGUGAGCGGGUAUUAGGUGGGCUGUGAGUGGGUAUUAGGUGGGCAGUGAGUGGGUACUGUAAAUGAGUAGUGAGUGGGUAUUUGGCGGGCAGUGAGUGGGUAUUAGGUUGGCAGUGAGUGGGUAUUAGGUGGGCUGUGAGUGGGUAUUAGGUGGGCAGUGAGCAGGUAUUUGGCGGGCAGUGAGAGGGUAUUAUGUGGUCAGUGAGUGGGUAUUAGGUGGGCACUGAGUGGGUAUUAGGUGGGCAAUGAGUGGGUAUUAGGUGGGCACUGAGUGGGUAUUAGGUAGGCAGUAAGUGGGUAUUAGGAUGGCAGUGAGUUGGUAUUAGGUGGGCAGUGAGCGGGUAUUUGGCGGGCAGUGAGUGGGUAUUAGGUGGGCACUGAGUGGGUAUUAGGUGGGCAGUGAGCGGGUACUGUAAGUGAGUAGUGAGUGGGUAUUAGGUUGGCAGUGAGUGGGUAUUAGGUGGGCAGUGAGCGGGUACUGUAAGUGAGUAGUGAGUGGGUAUUAGGUUGGCAGUGAGUGGGUAUUAGGUUGGCAGUGAGUGGGUAUUAGGUGGGCAGUGAGUGGGUAUUAGGUUGGAAGUGAGUGGGUAUUAGGUGGGCAGUGAGUGGAUACUGUGAGUUGGUAGUGAGCAGGUACUGUAGGUGGGUAGUGGACGGAUAUCAGGUGGUCUCUGAACGGUAACUGCAAGUGGGUUCUGAGCAGGUAUUUGGUGGGUUGUGAGCGGGUACUGCAAGUGGGUUCUGAUCGGGUAUUAUGAGGGCCCUGAGCGGGUACUGCAAAUAUAAGUGGGUUCUGAGCAGGUAUUAGGUGGUUCGUGAGCGGGUACUGUAUGGGGGUACUUGGCGGAUAGAGAGCGAGCAUGACUUUGGUAGUGAGUGUGAACUGUCAUGUUAUUCCAUAGAAUGUAAGUAAAUUUGAAGUUCAGACUCAUCAACACAGACAUACAGAUCUGGUUACCACUUCCUGUAAUCAUCAUCGUACAUCCCCCACACACGACCUGUGUGGCAGCAGCAGGGGUAUUGUUGGAAACAAGCAUGUGUAACCCACACCUCAUACCAGCUGGGCCAGAUGGUGUUAUGUAAACUAGAGUUACCUCCCUUCUAUCUAUUCCUGGUUUCUGCGACGGAUUUUGGCCGAGAAAAUGGCGUCUUGAAGUUCUAAGACAAGACGGAUGAAGAUUGCUUGUGAUACUGUCUAAGAUGCACGUCGUACAGCGCCGCUAUGUGAGGAAGUACCGACUGUCGGACUCGGACUACGACGACCACGACGACCAUGAGGAGGAGGAGGAGGAUGACGGAGAGUGUCCGAGGUUCCUGACACCUUUGAAAAGAGACUGGACCGGCGUCCCUCAAAUGCUGCUGGAGGACAUCUUCACCCUGCUGACUCCCAAGUACCGUCACGUGGCCUCCCAAGUGUGCUACACCUGGCGCUCCACGUUCUACUCCCCCCGUGUGUGGGAGACUUUCACUUUGUUAGAGAGAACCUUGACCCGCCGUAUCUUCAACCUCUACAAGGGCUACCAGCGAGACCUCUGUUGUAGGAAAACCCAGGUGUGCCUGUUAAAGGUGGGUGCACACUUCAAGAAGAUCAUCAUAACGCCGAUUGACAACUUCUUCAGUUUGUAUGAGUUUCUCAGAGUACUGAACUGCUUCUUUGAGUUUUAUGAAGAGUUUCCAAUGCCCAAACUGCAUACUUUCUUGUUCACGUUCUCGUGCGAGAGCCGCGGCAUUGCCGGUGUGAGGAUCCACGGAACUGGUGGUAAAAUCCUAGAUAUCCUCAAGCUGACGCUGAGAAACAUCCGCACUCUGAAGUCACUGAGGCUGAACCAACUCCUCCUGGACGAGUGCGAGGUUCCAGGCCUCAUUGAGUCCAUGAUAGGCAGCUGCCAGGAGACCAUGCGGACACUUGAACUCCUCAACCUGUCCAAGGUCCCAGUUCCACUGCCAGAACUAGCCAGGUUCUCCAACCUGUUCCGCCUGACUGUCAGCCCCCAGCACCUGGACGAGGAGAUGCUGCUGCUGCUGGGCGGGAUGGGGCUGGUGUAUCUACACAUACUGCAGGACCCCUAUACGUGCGACUGUGAGGCAGUGUCGUUCGAAGCAUGGAAGCUCUUGAAGGAGAUUGCUCCACAACUGAGAGUCAUUUUGGAGAUACAAGGCCUCACAAAGAAAGAUCUCUUGUUCCAACCAAGAGCUCCUGUUGUGGAAGUACGGUUUUCUACGCCUUAUUCGAAGAUGACAGCCGACAUCGCUAGUACUGUCGUGGAGCACUACAGUAAGACUCUGGAAUUGUUGGUACAGAAGCACCUUCCUAGAAUUCAAGGCCGUAGGUCUUUCCACGACCGAGGUGACUCCCACUUUCUGUUUAUUGUGCAGCACUGCCAUCGUCUGCAUUCACUUGUGAUUCGGGAAAGGCUGUCUAAUGCCUCACUCAUUUUACUGGCAAACAGAAGCAAGAAUCUUAAGUCGCUGGUUGUUCGUCAGAAUGCCCUCCUCAAGAAAUGCGACUGGCCCAAGUCUCCAGACUGGUCAACAGAAUUUCAUAGACACCUGAAGAAGACAGCAAGGUCGUAUGGGGAUUCCAAAAUAGAAGUAGCCAAAGUGAUGGGUCAUUUGUGGAGGCCAUUGAGAGAUGACGAGUUCAUGAGAUUGUAUUCCCGAUAACGGAUUGCUAUGUUUCUUCUGACAGUGUACUCCGGGGCAGGGUGUGUGAUAUUGUUUGCCCUGAACACAGGUCGUGACUUGCCAAGCUGGGCAUAUGUAUGUGCAGUACACAAGUAAUGUUCAAUGUCUCUCGAGUUUGUCACUUUGAAUGCACUUUUGAAAACCAUCGAGGAAUAUGUGUGAUUUGACGGACAAUAGCAUUGUAAGCAAUGUUGAAUAGCCUAUGAACCAUUGUGUGUCUGGUGGGGAUGUUACUGGAAGGAAAGACAGAUGACGACUGCAUGUCCAUAUGUUCUUAUUCUUAAUGAAAUUAGACUUUUUGUAAUGUUUACAUAUGUGACAUUUUUUAAAUUAUAAUUUGCGUUGAGCUAUAUGCUUUCAAUAUUGCUUUUCAGUGGGUUAAUCCGUUAUUUUUAUUUGCUCACCUGGCUGAAACUAAGUGAGCAUAUAUGCGUCGUCCGCCGUAAAACAACAAUUUCUUCAGACCACUACGCCGAUGACGCUGAAACUUCUCGUUAUUGUCCCCACCAAUGUCACCACAUGCUUGAUGACGCCCCAAUUUCUUCUAAAGAUUCUGAUCCGAUUUCCAACAUGGCCACAACAACAAUCAUAUUGAUAAACCUAUUUAAGGCCAUAAUUCAGUUGUUUUUAUUCAAAAGAUAAUGAACAUUUUCUACACGUGUAGUCGGCAGCGGCGCUCAACACGUUCUAUUUGUGCAAUAUAUUUUUGCAUUUAAAUCUCUCAAAAUGCAUUGCUCUGUAAAUAUGUCUCCAGAAACCACGACACUCAGUUCCAAGUAAAAUCCUAUCUGUUAUAAAUUUGGUAUAUGUGGCGUUCAUCACAUAUGUUACGGGUUUUGCGAUAUUAUAAUUGUGACAUUGUUUAGAUCUCUGCUAUAAAAUUCUCUCAAAAUUCACUUUUUGCUCGAUAUGUGUGUCUCGUCUUAUAAUGACAAUAUAUGUUUUAUCAAUUUGUCUCCACGAGGUUGAAUUGUUAUAAAAUAUGAGUUACAUUUGAAUGUAAUUUACAUGUUGUAGAUUAACAUGGAGUUUCUAAAUGUAGUUACAUGUUUGAUAUAUUUGAAUUCGUUCUCAUUUUUAUGCAUAAAAUAUUUGGCCAUCACACAGUAAAGUAGACCUGUACAUUGAUUGCUGCGGGUGGAUUAUUUACAAACUAGUGGUUAAUGUUCAAUUUUAUAUUUAACAAUAUAACACCCUUGGAUAACACUUCUUUGUUACUGUAGUACACAUGUACAUUCUGUCUAUUUGAGAUAGGUAAGAAGAACUGAAUAACUAUAGAAAUGGAACGCGGAUAUUGUUUGUGUAACAUUCUAAAGACUGAGAACCGAUGUAUGGGCGUACAUCCAAUGAGUGCAGUUAUGAACACAUAGCUUUCUGGUUCACGUCAUGCUGGAACAUGAGUUGAGUGAGCUCUUCUGUGUAUAUUUCAAUGUGUCGAUGGUCGGCUCACCUUGACAAAUGUGGCAAGGUUUGUGAGGUAACUGCUCACUACUGUGACGAAAAUGGACAAAUAAUAGGCCGUCAACUCGCGAUAGUGUGGCCAGUAACAUAUGUCUUUGGUUUUCCACAGCCUUUUCCAGUAAUUUUCAAUAUGGCAACAAACGGAGAAACAUCUUGUGUUUCCAAAUUUCAGAUUUUGACAAUAUUCCCAGAAUUUGGAAACUAAUUUACCUCGAAAUGAGUUUCCUAAUUAUAGAGUUAUGUGUUUUAAAAAUGUUUCCAAGCUGUUUCUGUUUUUCUACGAAGAGUAAACGUCUGUGUGUAUUGUACUUCUAUGCAUGUCUGUUUCCCGUCAAGUAGUAGGCGACUAUUCAUGGGGCAACCCUAGAGCUGCAGGGAGUGUUAACUUACCAAACUAUCAACUGAGCAGCAACAUAAACUAUACCUCUCAGCUUUAUCGUAUGUUUGAGUUGCAAUAGAAAAUAUCUUAAGUUAGCGAUGACCUGUAGUGGUGCUUAGUCAGCACUGAAAGAAUACUUCCACAUGGUUUUUUUUUGUUUUAAAACAUAAUUUGAUUUAAAACUUUUAUAAAUUGAAAAAUAAAUCGCAUAAUACACAACUGUUGAUGGGUAUCUUAGACAUCUUAUCUUUGAAAAUUAAUAAAUAUUCGGCUCAUAUUUACAUGUCAAACAUGGCAAUGGUCAUGUUGUUACAAAUUCAUUUCUGACCCCCGUCUUCUAUGAAUCAAUUUAAUACUUUUACACAACAUUACACAGCCAGAGAUUAAUUUUUAUCAACAGUUGCAGGAAUGAGUGGUGAUUAAAUAGACAUGCUCAAAACUAACAACAGUUCUUUCAGUUUUCAGUUACAUAAAACACAAACUCGGUAUACUUUCUUUUGCCUCUCAGUUAACAUACGCCUACAUACACAGGGCACAUUUUAAUGACACCCCUCCAAACAUUAAAUAGUUGAUCUGGUAGGGAAGACAUAAUCUAGCAUUCUCUGUGUAACGAUUUAAGUAACUUCAUACUGUAUAAAUCAAUAACGUGGAAUAUACGUUUGUGGUAAUAAAUGCACAAAUACUGCGGCCACUGACAUGAUGCAUGCUGUUUAAAAUAUUCUGGUAUAUGCCGAACUCAGAUACUCCGAGCUGGCCGUGUCCUCCUCAAUUCCACUGAUCCUCUGAAUGACGUUUUGACAAAACAUUUGUGUUAUGUAUAUAUUUGAAUUGUCGCAUUUUGAUAUGCUAUUGUUUUAUAUGUGACUUCCAGUUUUUAUUCUUUUAUCCUGAUACUUCGGCUGCUAAAACUAAUACCGUUGUAGUUGUAGUGUUGUACCGAUGAAACUGGUAGAAAUGAAAACUUGGUGACUCGCAUUUCACAUUGAAAAUAGAAAUCAGCGACACUGUUUGUGGAGUUAUGUAUGAAUAUUAGAGUACAGCGACUGAAGACAUGUCCAGGAUCAUGUGAUAUAUAUGCACUGUCUGAAAAUGAUUUCAAAAUAAAACUUGUGCAGCCUA